AUGAAUAAUCUAUUCUUUCUCUUUUUAUUCAUUUUUAUCAACUCGUUGGAUUCGAAGAUUUGUGAGGACAUCACGACUACAGUAACCCCAGGGAGUACUGUACCAACUACAGUGACUACAAAAACUACAACUUUUGAUCUACUUGAAGCAACUCAAGACGGGCCUGGACAAGAGGAGCAUACACCACCACAAACUACAAAAACUACAACUUCUCGGGUUACUGUACCUACAGUAACCAUCAAAGUACCGACCGGAGUCAACGGGAAUAAGGGAGAGAUAUAUUUUGCGGGAGAAACUAUUACAUAUUCUCCUUCGCUCGUACAGAAGUCAAGACGCGUCAAAAAAUCGGAAAAAUCAAUCGAUAAUGGGAAUUCCAGAAGAAAAUUCGAGCAACCAGAGUCGAAAUUUUUCAAGAAGUAUAAUAUUCUAUAA
Caenorhabditis remanei is the source of this 432-nucleotide messenger RNA. RefSeq lists its product as uncharacterized. The record is from RefSeq and is a predicted model, not a curated record. The transcript has a single exon. NCBI's taxonomy places the organism in Eukaryota, Metazoa, Nematoda, Chromadorea, Rhabditida, Rhabditidae. Bases 1 to 432 code for a protein of 143 amino acids.